AUGUCCACCCUCCAUGAAGUCACCUCCGAGGAGGACUUCACCACCCAACUCUCCGCGCUCCCUCCAACCGCUCUCGCUGCUCUCUCCUUUCACACUCCCUGGGCUGCUCCAUGCACGCAAAUGCGCACCGUCCUGUCUACGCUCGCCUCGACAUACCCCGCCACAACCCCUCCAUCCAUCGCCUUCCUCAGCAUCAACGCCGAAGACUUCCCUGACAUCUCAGAACAAUAUGAUGUGACCGCCGUGCCAUUCCUCGCCCUCGUGCGUGAUAAACAGGUCGUCGAAACGGUAUCUGGCUCCGAUCCGGUCAAGGUCCGUGACGCAAUUGAGCGGCACGUGGGGCGCGGCGGACAAGCGGACCAGCCAUCCAUCCCACCCGCACUACCGGUAACACCGAGAGCGACAGCUUCGCAGGACGUACCCAAUGGACCCCCUACUACUGCUGCUCCAAAUGCACAGCCAGAGCCGCCCGAGCCGACAAAGGAAGAGCUCUUUGCGCGGCUAUCGGAGCUUGUAAAAGCCGCGCCCGUCAUGCUAUUCAUGAAAGGCACGCCGAGCGCGCCGCAGUGCGGUUUUAGCAGACAGGUUGUGGGCAUUCUGCGCGAGAAUGGGGUGAAAUAUGGAUUUUUUAAUAUAUUGGCGGAUGAGCACGUACGGCAGGGAUUGAAGGAAUUCGGCGAUUGGCCUACGUUCCCACAGCUAUGGGUCAAGGGCGAGUUGGUGGGCGGGUUAGAUAUUGUGAAAGAGGAACUCGCUGCGAAUCCUGCAUUCUUCCAUGAUUAUUCGGUCUCCAAAGUUGCAACUGCACCGUCCGCUUAA
Uncinocarpus reesii 1704 is the source of this 819-nucleotide messenger RNA. RefSeq lists its product as uncharacterized. Gene Ontology annotation, molecular function: 2 iron, 2 sulfur cluster binding. The record is from RefSeq and is a predicted model, not a curated record. NCBI's taxonomy places the organism in Eukaryota, Fungi, Ascomycota, Eurotiomycetes, Onygenales, Onygenaceae. The coding region runs from base 1 to 819 and encodes 272 amino acids. The transcript is spliced from 2 exons.